Molecule: messenger RNA, 1061 nt
Organism: Lobosporangium transversale
Lineage: Eukaryota; Fungi; Mortierellomycota; Mortierellomycetes; Mortierellales; Mortierellaceae
Exons: 2
Coding region: 98-961 (287 amino acids)
Source: RefSeq, a predicted model, not a curated record
UUUUUUUUUUCCUUGCUUAUCAUAUACCUCUUUCUUUCUUCUUUUCUUUUUAUCCAUUCUUUUACAUUCUUUUCGUCUUUCGAUCCAAGGAACUGCAAUGUCUUCCCACGAACGUUCAAAGUCCACCUCUUCGGCCAGCUUCGACUUGCCUCCAUCUAAUGCGGACUCUUCCUUCAAGAGUCAGCGUCCACCUGCCAUAUCAAUCCCUCCAAGACAACGUUCCAUGUCCACCUCUGUCGUUUUUGCUACCUCUCCUAUUGGACUCAAAAACCCAUCUUCCUAUCCAUUGUUCGGCAACACCAACAACAAUACCACGGCCAUCUCUCCCACAUCUCCUACAUUCUCACCCCCUUCCACUUCGAAUCCUCCCACAUCCUUCGGAACAACCCCGCCAACAGAUCUCAAGAGCUUUUCCAACAGUAUCCCAGCUUCGUUCGGUAGGCGCUUCUCUGCCGGCUUCACCAAUCCUUUGAACAAUCAUUCUUUUGGAGCCUCUGGAUCAACCGGUCCGCAGCAAGAGGAAAGAACCAGAAGGCGAAGUGUUUUCGGCUCCUCGCCUGUGUCGCUUCAAACAAUUAACUUUGAGACCAAGGGAUGGUCACCAACAGAGAGUGGUGCUACUACCGCUCAUACAGGGUCUGAUGGUAAUAAUGGAGUGACUGGAGGAGGUAAUGGUAAUGGUCAUGGCAAUGGCGGCGGUGGCGAUGCCGGAGGAGGAGGAAGAGGAGGUAUUGGAGGAUUGUUCCGCAAGUUCUCCACCAGUCGUGCAAACGGAUCACAUCAUCCUUUUGACACAAACGAAUCCAAUCCUCCCUUUUCAUUGGGUCACCCAGAGAUCAUCAAUAAUACAAAUGCUCAUCAACCACAGAAUCAGCAACAACAGCAGCAACAGUUGGGUAAAGACUCGCGUUCAAGCAGUCCAAUGCGGAAUAUGAUUCUUAAUGGUCAAAUGCUGGAUUAGCUUUUUCACCCUUAAAAAAAAAAUUCCGUCACUCAAACAAGUCUAAGCCUAACAAGUCUAACAAGCCAUGCCUAUGCAAAUGCCCAUGCCUAUGCCAACG